This is a messenger RNA of Clupea harengus (Atlantic herring), 1167 nucleotides long. RefSeq names its product enoyl-[acyl-carrier-protein] reductase, mitochondrial. Gene Ontology annotation, cellular component: mitochondrion. The record is from RefSeq and is a predicted model, not a curated record. Lineage: Eukaryota; Metazoa; Chordata; Actinopteri; Clupeiformes; Clupeidae. Gene Ontology annotation, biological process: fatty acid metabolic process. Gene Ontology annotation, molecular function: oxidoreductase activity.
CAGUGUGUGUGUGUGUGUGUGACAUGCUGAGAAGUGUGCUGCGGAGGGUGCUGGGUGGAGGUCAGGGAUGGGGUGCUGGACCUAGGAGGCCCAUCCAGUCCUGCUCAGCGCUGGUGUACAGGAAACAUGGACCAGACUUAGACCAGCUCAGGAUGGAGCAGUGGGACUUACCAGCGGUUGGUGCACACAGUGUCAGAUUACAGAUUCUUGCUGCUCCUGUGAAUCCUGCAGACAUAAAUAUGAUGCAAGGAACCUAUCCCAUUCUCCCAGAGUUCCCAGCAGUGGGUGGGAAUGAGGGGAUGGGUGAGGUCGUGGAGGUGGGCGCUGGGGUCAGCUCAGUGCGUGUAGGGGACUGGGUCAUACCUGUGGACGCUGGGUUUGGAACUUGGAGGACAGAGGCAGUGUGUGAUGCUGCAGACCUGCUGAGUGUCCCCAGGGACGUGUCCCUCCUGGGGGCUUCCACCGUCUCAGUCAACCCCUGCACGGCCUACCGGAUGCUGCACGACUUCCAGCACCUCAGGCCUGGGGACACAGUGAUUCAGAACGGUGCGAAUAGCGCAGUCGGGCAGGCAGUGAUCCAGAUUGCUGCGGCGCUGGGCCUGAGGACCAUCAACAUCGUCCGAGACAGGCCCAACUAUGAGGGUCUGGCUGCAGAGCUGAAGGCCAGGGGAGCUGAUCAUGUCAUGACCGAGGACGAGCUGCAGAGGACAGGACUGGGCCACAUAUUACAGGAGGUCCCGCGGCCCCGGCUGGGUCUGAACUGUGUGGGGGGGGUGAGCGGAGGGUUAGUGCUCACCAGUCUAGACUCUGGGGGGACUCUGGUGACAUAUGGUGGCAUGGCCAAGAAGCCCCUUCAGAUCCCAGCAAAGUCUCUUAUAUUCCAAAACAUCUCCCUGAAAGGAUUCUGGAUGACCCAGUGGAAAAGAAACAACCGAAAAGACUUCCACCUUCUGCAGUCUAUGGUAGAUGCCCUCUGUGCCAUGCUGAGGAGCGGUCAGCUCACCCCUCCCACGUGUGUCCUAGUCCCAUUCCAGAACUACAGACAAGCCAUACAGGCCACUGUGCAGCCACAUCAAUGCAAACAAGUGCUACUCAUGCACUAAAACUGCACACACACACACACACACACACACACACACACACACACACACACACACACACACACAC